GCCUGAGGUCUAACACAAACGUCUUCUAUGACGACAUGCCAACAACACGGUGGCAGAUUUUAAGUACUGUGUAGAAAAGGGAAUAUAACAAUUUCCAGCAACAAGAUCAUGCUAGAAAGCAGUCAUCAUUUCAUCCACCUAAUAUUAUUAUAGAUACUAGAAGAAGAUUCACCUAGUCAAUUUCUUCUUUAGACAUUCCAUCUAACGUAUUGUCUCUAUCAAAGUAAAGUAAAUAAUUAAAUCUAACGCGCAUCGCGGUCGUCAAAAUGACGCCUCAACUCGUUUUCCAGCUGAGCGGCUCUUGCAAUAACUACCCCUGGGGCAAGAAGGGAAAACAGUCUCUGGCAGCACAGAUGUGUGCGCAGACCCCCGGAACUGAUUUCCAUAUCAAAGAUGACGAGUUUUAUUCGGAAAUGUGGUUUGGAGAUUACCCAGAUUUCCCUGCUCGUAAGCUGGAUACCGGCGAACCGUUGGCCGAAGUGCUCCAGCAGAAUAAAGAGCAGCUUCUAGGGAAGAAGGUCAUCGAAAAAUUUGGCGGACAGCUACCUUAUUUGCCCAAGAUCCUAUCAAUAGCAAAGGCCCUUCCGUUGCAGAUCCAUCCCAACAAAGAACUUGCCAAAAAGCUUCACGAGAAGGAUCCGAACAACUUCACCGAUCCAAAUCACAAACCUGAGAUUGCAGUAGCGCUGUCUAAGUUCGAGGUAUUCGCCGGAUUCAAGCCGCUUGACCAAAUAACGCCCCUUUUUCAAUUACAGCCACUUCGGCAGUUCAAUCCAGAGAAUCCAGGAAAAUGGACAGAUGAGACACUACGAACCGUAACCAGGAAUCUACUCAAGUCCGACCUUAAGACAGUUAAGAUAGUUCAGACAGAGCUCGCAAAGACCCCGAGAGAUCAGCUAGGCGAUGCAGCCUAUAUUCUAGACCUACUUCCUCGUCUUCAAGACCAGUACGGCCCAGAAGAUGCAGGCAGUUUAGUUGCACUUCUGUGCAUGAACUUUAUGGUCUUCAAUCCCGGCGACGCGAUAUGGAUUCCUGCGGAUGGGAUCCACGCAUAUCUAGCUGGUGAUAUCGUCGAGUGUAUGGCUCGGAGCAACAACGUGCUCAACGUCGGCUUCUGUCCACCCGGAGACCGCAAUAAUGCCGACCUGUUCGCGGAUACUCUGACCUUCAAGGCUCAUAGUAGGGAUGACGUAUACCUCCCUAGCCAGAAGUCAGACAAAAGCAAGAAGGGUAAAACGGUAGUAUACAGGCCGCCGAUGAGCGAAUUCGACAUGCUCAAGACAGACCUAGGCGCCGGCGAGAGUGAGGAGCUUACCGGGAGCGAUGGGCCCGGCGUUAUGAUCGUGACUUCUGGGAAUGGGGUAAUGCAUGCCGACGGUACAGAUCAUCAUCUUAAGGAAGGAUUUAUCUUCUUCGUUGCUCCAGGCGUCCCGAUCAAAUUAGAGAGCCAACAUGGGAUACAGAUACACAUGGCUGUCGUGUGAAUCAUAACACAGUUAUUGGGCGUAGCAGAAAUCCAAAGUCUUGUUUAAUGACCGGUAUGAUAAUCCAAAGAAAUUCACGUCAACUUCUAAUGUCGCCAAGUACUACAUGUGUUUACAUUUACAUGCACAUCUUGCUUGAGGUACUUAUGUAGACUACCUGUCAUAAUUAUCUCCUUGGGUAUAACGAAUUAUUGG
Messenger RNA from Daldinia loculata, 1679 nucleotides. RefSeq names its product mannose-6-phosphate isomerase. The coding region runs from base 267 to 1484 and encodes 405 amino acids. The transcript is spliced from 2 exons. Gene Ontology annotation, biological process: GDP-mannose biosynthetic process; carbohydrate metabolic process. Lineage: Eukaryota; Fungi; Ascomycota; Sordariomycetes; Xylariales; Hypoxylaceae. Gene Ontology annotation, molecular function: mannose-6-phosphate isomerase activity; zinc ion binding. The record is from RefSeq and is a predicted model, not a curated record. Gene Ontology annotation, cellular component: cytosol.